CUUUAUUAAAAAAAAAGAAAAAAACCCAGAAAAGUAAGCUCGCAAUUCUUCCAUAUAACCUCAGAUCUCUGCUAGAGACACUUGUCGCCUCCACCUGCAUAACACACACAAGGGUCUCUCAGUUCAGUUCUAAGAGAACUAAGACAGGUCGAGCUAAAAAGGUAACAAUUCGACCAGGAAGACGGCUGUUCUAGGAAGUUUUCGUGUCGACGCAGAUCGAGCUGUGAAAUGAAUUUCAGGAACUUUGAGGAUAUGCCACCAGGAGAAGGCACGGUGGCUAAGACACAAGGAAAUUUCACAUUGGCUAGACAGUCUUCUAUAUACUCUUUAACUUUUGAUGAGAUUCAGAACACAUGGAGUGGACUCGGAAAGGAGGUCGGUUCGAUGAAUAUGGAUGAACUUCUGAAGAACAUUUGGACUGCUGAAGAGUCUCAAGCAAUGACAUCUGGUGGUGGUGGUGUUGCUGCUGCUGGUGGUGGUGGUGGAGGUGGAAGCGCAAUUGGUGGGAACUUGCAGAGGCAAGGAUCGUUGACUUUACCCCGAACGAUUAGUCAAAAGACGGUCGAUGAAGUUUGGAAAGGCUUGAGUAAAGAGAACGUUAGUGUUGAAGAUGGCAGUGGAAUCGAGGCAAUGCCUCGGCGAGAACCGACGUUAGGGGAGGUGACUUUGGAGGAGUUUUUGGUUAGAGCAGGAGUGGUAAGAGAAGAACCAUUAAACUGUGGAUUUUAUAACCAAAAUGCUGGUUUGGCUGUUGGGAUGCUCAUGGAAAAUCAGAUGUCUGAGAACAAAAACAUGGUUUCUGUUCAUAAUCAAAAUGCUGUUCUUUUAGGGACAGGAGUGGUAAGGCCUUCUCAGCAGCAGCAGCAGCAGCAGCCACUUUUCCCCAAACCAGCUACUGUGACCUUUGCUUCUUCAAUGAAUUCAGUGAACAAUCCCCAGCUUACUAAUAACAUGGUUUUGUCUUCCAAGCCUCCUUUACAUGAAGCUUUGAUUCAGGGCAGCGGGGUCGGUGCGAUUGGUUUAGGCUCGAGAGGGGUAACGGUUGCUUCAAGAUCUCCUACGAGUACAAUAUCAUCUGAUGUGAUUACAAAAAACAGCAUAAGGACAUCUUCAUAUUCGCCAGUUCCAAUUCCGUAUUCGUUUGGCCGGGGACGACGAAGCAAUGGAGCUCUGGAGAAAGUUGUCGAGAGGAGGCAACGACGAAUGAUAAAGAACCGAGAGUCGGCUGCGAGAUCACGAGCUCGUAAACAGGCCUACACCAUGGAGCUUGAAGCAGAAAUUGCAAAACUCAAAGAAGUGAACCAAGAGUUGCAGAACACACAGAGAGAGAUAAUGGAAACCCAGAAAGAUAAGGUUCUGGAGAAGAUGAAAUGUCAGUGGGGUGACAAAAAACUCUGCUUAAGAAGAACAUUGACAGGCCCUUGGUAGAGGUACCAAGAUGAACAGCCAAAUUUAGUCCUAGUUUCUGUAACAAAUACAAAACCAGUGUGAACAAGCUUAGAUUGUGUGUUUCUGAUAUGAUUUCAAGCUUAUAGGUAGGUUCGUAGCUGUAAAUAACAAAGUUCGAGGUAUCGAUACGUAGAUAACAUAUAUCAAAAAGCAGAGAUGAGCUCUAUUAUGUAUAAAUGAACUUAUAGUAUUCUAAUGGUUGUAUGCUUGGACUUUCUA
Messenger RNA from Cucurbita pepo subsp. pepo (vegetable marrow), 1668 nucleotides. RefSeq names its product ABSCISIC ACID-INSENSITIVE 5-like protein 6. Gene Ontology annotation, cellular component: nucleus. The record is from RefSeq and is a predicted model, not a curated record. Gene Ontology annotation, biological process: positive regulation of DNA-templated transcription. Gene Ontology annotation, molecular function: DNA-binding transcription factor activity. NCBI's taxonomy places the organism in Eukaryota, Viridiplantae, Streptophyta, Magnoliopsida, Cucurbitales, Cucurbitaceae.